Messenger RNA from Chara braunii, 936 nucleotides. NCBI's taxonomy places the organism in Eukaryota, Viridiplantae, Streptophyta, Charophyceae, Charales, Characeae. The record is from the annotation of a GenBank genome assembly.
AAAGGUCAACUUCGCAAACUUUCCGCACAGUGGAUUGAGUUUUGGCACUUCGACGAGAUGAUAUUACACGAUCAGUGCCCACUGUUGGAGGAGCUGCGAUUCAUGUCGAGCUUUGAGAUCGAAGGCAUGCCACGAAAGUGGUUCGCCGCAGGGGCUCUAUGCGGACUUCGGGUUCUCGAAGUGCAAGAAUUCUACUUCGAGGAAGGGGAAGAGAUUCUUCGGGGUGCAGUAACGGAAUACCGCUCGUCCAUGGCAGACGCUCUCGUCAUCGCCAUAGCCAAAGGAUGCCCUCAGCUUUCUGUUUUGUUGCUGAAUGGUCUUCACACAGGGAUAACGGACAAGGCGGUGCGUGGAAUCGAGCAGUUUCUGCCAAGGCUGGAGAGGCUGGGAAUAUGUGGCAGUUCCAUCACCGAUGGGGGAUUGGCUUUGAUCGGGAAGAAACUCGAAAGUCUGCGUGAGCUAAGGGUACAGUACUGUACACUCAUGACGGCGCGGGGGGUCCUGGAGUUGGCGGCCGAACGCGAGGAUCUAGUGGUUAUUGGGCAGGUCGGUCCUGUGGGUUAUCUUCCGAAUCGUAUGUGUGACGACGAUGAUUGGUGCGGUGUAUGCUGGUGGGCAGACUAAUAUGCUGCCUGUGGAUUUGGCCAUACCAUAAUUACUCUGAUAAGUAUGACGUGGAGUGCUGGGAGGCAGGGAUGCUGGUGGGCAGAGUUAUAUGCUAAGUGGGUGAACUGCUGACAUACCUGUCUCUCAUAUUCCAAUCGUUGAUGUUAAUGACACGAGAGAUUGGUUGAAUUCGGAGAUCCUUGAUUAAUAUGAAUGCUUUCGGAGCUCCUUGAUUAAUAAUAUGAAUGCGGGUACGUGCCAUGAGUUAUGGUAACUGCGCAGGGGCCAUGCUGAGGGCGUGGUUGAUAUCGAUAAAACUGGCAUGGCAGU